Messenger RNA from Trichomonas vaginalis G3, 2697 nucleotides. RefSeq names its product leucine-rich repeats (6 copies)-containing protein. Lineage: Eukaryota; Parabasalia; Trichomonadida; Trichomonadidae. The record is from RefSeq and is a predicted model, not a curated record. The coding region runs from base 1 to 2697 and encodes 898 amino acids. The transcript has a single exon.
AUGGAUUGCUUUUCAGGAUGCACUUCAUUGAUGUCUGUUGUGUUCCCUAGUAAAUCAGCAUCCAACUCAACUUAUAGUCACAAAAUGUUCGCAGGUUGCUCAAAAUUAGAAACAAUUGAUUUAUCAAAUGAAAUUGAAACAAUUCCUGUGAGCUGUUUCAAGAACUGCAUCUCUCUCAAGCAAAUAUCUAUACCAGAACAAGUAAAAAUAAUUGAUGAUGAAGCAUUUUCUGGUUGCACUUCAUUAAUUUUUACAAAUCUUCCAAAAACAUUACGAAGAAUAGGAAAGAACUGUUUCUAUUCAUGCACAAGCAUCACUCAACUAGAAAUUGACAAUGUAAACAUGACAUUUGAUGAUUAUUGUUUUUAUUAUUGCAGUAAUUUACAAGAAGUAACAUUUACUGAUAAUAAUAGUAUCAUUGGAAUAGGAAUCUUCAAAAAAUGCACUUCUUUGUCAAAAAUUAAUUUUGGCAAAUUAUCAAAAAUCAAUAAUUUAACUUUUUCUUCAUGUUAUGGAAUAAAAGAACUUACUAUUCCAUUAACCAUUAAAGUUAUUGGUGAUUACGCCUUCCAAAAUUGCUUCAAUCUUGAAAAAAUUUCGAUUGAAAAUUCUGAAAUUUCACUUCACAAUUUUGUUUUUGAUUCAUGUGUCAAAUUGAACAAUUUGCACAUCAAUGAACUUCUUUCGAAAUCAGUUGGAGCAUUUAGCGAUUGUAGCGGAUUAACUAAUGUUACUUUUGAUGAUAAUAUCAAUGUUUUAGAAGAUCAUUUAUUUGACGGUUGUAGCGGUUUGACAACUUUGAAUUUGACAAAUAUCAAAUUAACAAGAAUAGGAAAAUAUUGUUUCAACGGUUGCAAUAAAUUAACUCAAGUUAUUUUCCCAGAAAACUUAGAAUUGAUUGAUGAUUUUUGUUUUAAUUCAUGUAAUUCAUUGAUAUCGGUAACAUUUCCACAAAAAUUAGAGAGAAUAGGUAUAAAAUCUUUCAUGAAAUGUGAGAAAUUGUCAUCAAUUACUUUUCUAAACAAUCAAACAAGUUUAGGUGAUUAUUGUUUCAGUCAAAACAUUGCAACGACACAAUUUAUUUUCCCAUCAAUUUCUUCUAAAAUUGGUGAUGGUAUUUUAAGUGGUUGUUCGUCAAUUAAAUGGAUUGUUUGGCCUAAAAACAUCGAUAGAGUUCCAAAGUUCUUGUUUUCAGGAAAUCAAAAAUUAUUGACAAUUCAAAUUCCUGAAACUGUUUAUUGUAUUGAUGACAACGCAUUUGAAAACUGUUCUUUGUUAUGGAAAGUAUCUCUUCCAAUUAAUGUCAAGAAAUUAGGAAACAACGUUUUUAGCUAUUGUUCUCAAUUAAUUGAUAUUGAUUUAACAAAUGUUAAUGAAAUUGGAGCGAAUUGUUUUGGAAAUUGUCCUUGUUUGGAAUCAGUUAAUUUGACUUCUUUAGUUAAACCAAUACAAAACAUGACAUUUAUUAAUUGCAUAAACUUGAAGAGAAUAGAAAUGUCUCGUUUUGUUUCUGAAAUUGGCAGCCAAGUUUUCAUGAAUUGCGAUAGUUUAGAAGAUAUAGUUUUGCCGCAAGUUUUAACUAAAAUUGGAGAGUACUCUUUCGCGGGAUGUUCCAAGUUAUCAAAUGUUAUUUUCUAUUCAACAUAUUUACCAAAAUAUUUGUUUUAUAAUUGCAACAGUUUGACAAAAAUCACGUUAAAUUGCCAUAUCAAUAGAAUGGAAGAAGGAUGUUUCGAGAACUGUUAUUCACUCAGAGAGAUAAAUAUGUCUAAAAUAACAGGAGAAAUUGCUCCAAGAGCAUUUUGUAAUUGUUUGUCAUUAAUGAAAUUGGAAUUUAGUGAUGAACUCAAAAUUAUUGGAAAUUAUAGUUUCUAUUCUUGCACGAAUUUGGAAGAGUUAAUCUUGUCGAAAUCAGUUGAAAAGAUUCUUCCUUUCGCCUUCUAUAAUUGUCCUUACUUAUCUUUGAUUUCAUUUAAUGAGAAUCUUACAGAAAUUGGUCAGUUUUCUUUUUAUGGAUGUAAGAAUUUAUCGAAUUUAGAACUACCAGAAAAGAUUUCUUCAAUAGGAAAAUACGCUUUCUAUGGCUGUAAAGCGCUGUCAAAUCUAACUAUUAAAUGUGAUAUUGAUUUCAAUUACAAGUUUGAUAUCUCUAAUCAUAUCAAAUUUGUCAGUUUCAAUAAUGAAAAUUUGACAAAACUUGUUUCAUUGAAACUCUUCAAAUAUAUGAAGAAUUUAACUAUAUUUAAUGUGUCAAAAGAAAUUGUUAUUGAUAAUAAUUUAUUUGACUUGAAUACUGAGUUGAAUGUUCAUGUUUAUUCUUCAAUUAAAAAGAUCGAAUCAUCAGCAUUUAAAGAUGUUGAAAUACAUGAUUUUGUUUAUUGCGGAGAGAAUGGAAAUUUCUCGGAAAGUGAUGACUUCCUGAAGAAUGCAAAGAGUGUUAAUAAUGUCAUUGUUUCAAAGAAGUACAAACUCAAUAAAUUUGGAGGAAUGAAAGUCACGAAAGAUAAUUCAUACUGUGGCAAUAACUCCAAAUCAAUUUCGACCGCAUUAUUAGUUUCAUUAAUUAUCAUAUCUAUUGCUGUUAUUUUAGUUAUUGUUUUAAUUUUGUUUUUACUCUAUAGAAGGAAGAGAUUCCAUCACAAUCCAGCGAUUUCUGUGUCGAUGGAGAAGAAUUCUCAAACAUAUUCUCAAAUAUAA